AUUUUGAAAGCUAGCGAUCUGACGACAUUACCCACAAUGCAUUUUUAGGAGCGAGUUUCCGGUCAGAUUUACACAGUCCAAAGAUGGCGGACCUCUUGGGCUCGAUCUUGAGCUCGAUGGAGAAACCUCCAACCGUUCACAACCAGGAAAGCCGGCGGAAAGCUAGAGAACAAGAAGCCAGGCUGAAGAAGAUGGAGGAGGAUGAGAAGAGGAAAAAAGCAGAGUUUCGAAAAAAGAUGGAGAAGGAGGUGUCACACUUCAUUCAGGACAGCACGCAAAAGAAGAAGAAGUAUAAGCCAAUGGGCAAGAUUGAGCGAAGCAUAUUGCAUGACGUGGCAGAGGUGGCAGGCCUGACCUCUUUUUCCUUUGGCGAGGAUGAAGAAAGCAGAUAUGUCAUGCUGUUUAAAAAGGAAUUUGCACCGUUAGAUGAGGAACUGGAGGCGUAUCGUAAUGGUGAGGAAUGGGAUCCACAGAAAGCCGAGGAGAGACGCAAGCUAAAGGAGCAAGCCGCAUUGGAGAUGGAAGCGUCCAGUCAUGCUCAGAAGAGGCCUGUUUCACCCAAUUCAAACUACAGAGACAAAUACAGCCAUCUGAUUGGGACAUCUGCAGCUAAAGACGCUGCCCACACUCUAGAAGCCAACCAGUCAUACGGCUGUGUCCCUGUGGCCAAUAAGAGGGACACGCGCUCCAUCGAGGAAGCUAUGAAUGAGAUAAGAGCCAAAAAACGGCUGAAGAAGGGUGAAGAAGAGGCAGCUAGCAGUGGAAGUAAUGUGUGAGAAAGAUGUGUGUGUGUGUACAUGAACAAGAAUUGUUAUGCAUAGUAGAAGGGUUACUGGAUGGUGUUUUACUCUAUAACAAUGUUUUACAUAAACUAAACUUUACCUGUCAGAUUUAGUAAAGGUGAAAUAUUAUGCACAUAAUGGCAGUCCAGAACUGCAACUGUACCGUUCAAGGCUUUUGACUCUGUACCCUUCCCAAAUUAUGUGUUUUAGAGCUUAAAAUGAGCAUUGUUAGAAAUAUUUGGUGUUUAAAUGUAUGAAUUCCUUUUUCAUUUUGGCCUGGUCAUUUCUACUUGCUCUAUGUAAAAGAAACUUCUUUAGAAUGUUUUAAGUUUCAUUGGUAGUUGUGUUUCAGUGGCACAGUCAGGAUAUUUAUUGCCUUUUUGUAUCUGUGAUAGUCAUAAUCUAACCCCAUUGCCAUUUUAAUCAUUUUGUCUUGCGCAUUUUAAAUCAUGAGAUGUUUUUUCAAUAAAGAAGCUGUUGUUUCUCUUAA
Molecule: messenger RNA, 1272 nt
Organism: Triplophysa dalaica
Lineage: Eukaryota; Metazoa; Chordata; Actinopteri; Cypriniformes; Nemacheilidae
Gene: spag7
Product: sperm associated antigen 7
Exons: 7
Coding region: 84-776 (230 amino acids)
Molecular function (GO): nucleic acid binding
Source: RefSeq, a predicted model, not a curated record